This is a messenger RNA of Melopsittacus undulatus (budgerigar), 879 nucleotides long. RefSeq names its product transmembrane protein 71 (gene TMEM71). The transcript has 8 exons. The record is from RefSeq and is a predicted model, not a curated record. The coding region runs from base 7 to 879 and encodes 290 amino acids. NCBI's taxonomy places the organism in Eukaryota, Metazoa, Chordata, Aves, Psittaciformes, Psittaculidae.
UUCAAGAUGUAUGGAAUGUCACAUGUUGCAUCAACACCAAGAACAAGUUCGACAGAGUUUAAUGGAGAACAUAGACACAGCCUCUCACAACGUGUUUUUCCAAGUUAUGCUUGUGCCUUUUUGGACGAUGACCCUGCUUAUGAAUAUUGUUCCACAAAUACUCCACCAGGAUCCCUUUCCAUAUGUCGCCGCAGCCCUCGACUGCUUUCUAAUGGGUAUUACAUUUGGACAGAAGACAGUUUUCUGUCUGAUGAAGAGGGCAACGUAACAUUGACACCAUCCCAGACAAGUGUUACGUACAAAGAGAAUUUAGUUCGUGUAUUCAGGCGAAGGAAGAAAAUCCGUCGUUCUCUUGCCAGCUUGUUCAGUCUCAAUGCCUCCACUUCUUGGCUCAGCAGCACUGUCCCCAGCAAAGUGGAUUCCUCCCAUUUAGAUGAUCCUUGGCCUGAUAAAUGCAAUGAUCUAGAAGCCAGUCAGAGUGAUGUUGGAGAUUCAGACUUUUCUUCUGAAUAUAGCAGCUAUGACAACCAUGUGCCACAAAGACAAACCCCAGCACCUAAUGGAUCCUCUUUCAGCAAAGAUAACAAGCUUCCUCAGCCUGAGAAACCAUUCUGUGUAUCAAAAUCUAGCUCUCCAUUUAGGAUAAAUGCAAAUGAAGAGACUUGGAGAAAUGCAGAAUCCAGGACAGUGCAAAGUGUCCUGUCUCAGAUGGUCGCACUGGUCACGUGUUUAAUCAUUUCAAUAUGUACAAGAUAUUUUCUGGGAGGACUCUCUGCCACUUUGCUGCUGAUAAUUUUAGUUUUUCUUUUGUCCAAAGAUGCUGCUGUGUCAUCGUUCUUCAGUCUUGACACAUCUUUCAAAACAACUAAGUUUUGGUAA